AUGGUCGGCUAUGAGGCACUCGUGGUCGAGUAUGAUGCGAAUUUCCAGUGGAACUGGACCACGUUGGUCUGCUGCAUCGCGAAUGCUGUGUUCGUGGCCGCACAGCUCCCACCCUAUGCAAGUAUCUGGGGCCUCUGCUUGCCUAUGCGGCCGAACAUACACUCGCAAUCGCCCCGACAACGAUCAUACAGCUCACUCAAAGUCUGUCUGGUGACAAAAGGCACCAACUUCCAGACUGUGAUCAACUCUACUCGGCCGUGGCGCAACCUGCGGAAAUUCCAGAAGCUGCAGUUCUAUGUUGUCGUCGACAACGUGAACGACGCAAUCUUCCGCAAGACUCUCUCUUCAUUCGUCAAUGUGGUGUCCAUACCAAGUUCCUUCGUCACCAAGCGGGCCAAAUACAAGGCCCGCGCCCUAGAGUACUUUAGACGCGAGCAGAAUUUUUCCAAAGGCGACUGGGUCUUGCAUCUUGACGAAGAGUCGCUGAUCGAUGAGUAUGUCAUCCAAGAGUGCCUGAACUUCAUUGAAAGAGGAAACGGCGAUAUCGGAAUGAGUUCGAUUUUCUACAAUAGCACUAACCACUGGAGGAACAACCUUCUUUCUGCGGCGGAGGUCCUUCGCGUGGCAGAGGACUUUGGCCGUUUUCAACUCCCUGUUCGGCUCUUUCAACGGCCGCUGCUGGGAUGGAUGCACGGAUCCGGGAUCCUUAUCAACGGCGUUGUAGAAAACCAAGUGACAUGGGAGACCGCAUGCGUGGCAGAAGAUUUCUGGUUUGCCUACAAGGCAGUCGAUCUGGGGUACAAGUUUGGUUGGCUCUAUACCAUCUGCCGUGAACAACCUCCGCAGACCAUGAACGACUUCUUUCGGCAGCGUCGGAGAUGGUACACCGGCAUUCUAUCCAUCGAAAGCGUCGUUGUGCGGACAGCAUUGGUGUUGUCCGUCGGCGGCGCAUUGGGCUUUUUUCUGGUUCCCGUAUUUUGCAUGCUGGGCGGCGCUGGUGGAAUUCCUCGCUGGUUAUAUCUCUGGCUGCUGUGGAACACAGCCGUGGAUGUUCACGUGGUGACGGUAGCCUCAGUAAUUCAGGACCUGCUCGCGCCAGAGGUAUCAUGGGCACAGAUGGCUGAGCAUGCCACAAAGUCAGUGCUCCUCACGCCCCUUAUUCAUCUGUUGCAUGCCGGGGCCUUAGUAUCUUGCCUUUUUACGCCAGCAAAGGGCUUUGAUGUUAUUAGUAAGAGCUAG
Molecule: messenger RNA, 1239 nt
Organism: Exophiala spinifera
Lineage: Eukaryota; Fungi; Ascomycota; Eurotiomycetes; Chaetothyriales; Herpotrichiellaceae
Exons: 5
Coding region: 1-1239 (412 amino acids)
Cellular component (GO): cytoplasm
Molecular function (GO): beta-1,4-mannosyltransferase activity
Source: RefSeq, a predicted model, not a curated record